GGCGUGAAGCCAACAGCUAAUGGCAGUUCAAUAUGGCAACCUGUAAACGAUAAGAAGACGUGAAAGUCAGCAUUAAAAAAAUUAAUUUAGAGUUAUGCACGGUACAUCGUUUAGGUUAACUUUCUAGACAGAUCAUUUAUCAUACUAGAAGGAGUCAUGAUGUAUUCGUAUUCAGUAUUCAGAAUCGGAGGAACGACAAAGUGUCUGCAGCAUAUAUUAAAACGUGUGCAUGUCAGAUUACCACAACAGACCUCCGCUUUACGACCUGUUUUUCAAACAAACCGAUGUCCUGCGUCCAAGUGGACAUUUUAUCACACUCGCUCGCUUUACACUGGAGUUAAUUUUUGUAGUAGGAGCGAUGGGAAGGACACGGACCAGGUGCCAGUUUCCAGAAGGUCCCACACACCUCCAAUCCCGUCUGCAGCACAGAAAGUCAAACAAGCUGGCAAAGAUUUCACCUAUUUGAUUGUGGUGCUCAUCGGACUCAGUGUAACAGUUGGACUGCUGUAUGUGGUCUUUCAAGAGCUGUUUUCCUCUUCAAGCCCGAGCAAAAUUUAUGGACAAGCUUUUGAGAGGUGCAGAUCUCACCCAGAGGUAAUUGGAGCUUUUGGAGAGCCCAUCAAAGGUUUUGGGGAGACCAGUCGGCGUGGAAGAAGACAACAAGUCAGUCAUGUUGAGUACAUGAAGGAUGGACUCAAGUACAUGCGGCUGAAAUUUUACAUUGAGGGAUCUGAACCAGGAUUACGGGGAACUGUUCAUUCUGAAUCAAAGGAGAAUCCUGAGACUGGAAAAUAUGAAUUCAGGUAUAUUUUUGUAGACAUAGACACGUAUCCCAGGAGGACCAUCGUCAUUGAAGACAACAGAUAAAAAGGGUUUUGACAGUGUUAUGCAGUAUUGGGAAUUUCAGUAGCAGACGAGCUUUGACAAUUGAAUUCAAGCUCUGAUAAUUGAAUCGGAAUUGGAUUUGUCACGUUUGAAUUUUGUUGUAUUGAUCUUCCACAGAUUAGUCUACAUAAACUUGUGAUAAUCUAGAUAUUUGGACAUGAGAGUGCUUGUACUGAAACAUCUGGUAUUCUGUACAAGGAUUUGCACGUUUUUAUUAUAAAAUCUGUGCUUUGAAAUAAAGAUCAAUUAUAGAAUUAA
Molecule: messenger RNA, 1143 nt
Organism: Sinocyclocheilus anshuiensis
Lineage: Eukaryota; Metazoa; Chordata; Actinopteri; Cypriniformes; Cyprinidae
Gene: timm21
Product: translocase of inner mitochondrial membrane 21
Exons: 6
Coding region: 157-867 (236 amino acids)
Biological process (GO): protein import into mitochondrial matrix
Cellular component (GO): TIM23 mitochondrial import inner membrane translocase complex
Source: RefSeq, a predicted model, not a curated record